Messenger RNA from Polistes canadensis, 3475 nucleotides. Its product is annotated as disks large-associated protein 5-like. Gene Ontology annotation, cellular component: cytoplasm; nucleus; spindle pole centrosome. NCBI's taxonomy places the organism in Eukaryota, Metazoa, Arthropoda, Insecta, Hymenoptera, Vespidae. Gene Ontology annotation, molecular function: microtubule binding. Bases 167 to 3115 code for a protein of 982 amino acids. Gene Ontology annotation, biological process: chromosome segregation; regulation of mitotic cell cycle; signaling. The transcript has 5 exons. The record is from RefSeq and is a predicted model, not a curated record.
UGUUAUAUUAAACAAUUUAGAAGCGAUGUUAUAUUUGAAAAUAUUUUCAGUUAUACCUCCAGUAAACUAUUAGGAGAUAUCAAGUUAUCGUGUUUAAAGGAAGUUAUUAUUUUAUUAAAAUUAAUAUUGUUUGAAAAUUUUUAAAUUUUAUCUAUUGACAUUAAAUAUGGCUAAUUAUCAAAGUCAAUAUAAGGUAAAUAAUAAUUUUGGAAACAUUAAAAAUAAUCGUGCUAAGCGUGCUAGAAUAUCCGAACUCAAACGUAAAGAACAGAGAAUUGAAGACUUCGCAAAAAAACGUGAAUUAGAAAUUAUUCCUGAUGAAAAAACGGAAGAUGUCAAGGAUAAUAGAUACCACAAGCUAUUAAAAUGGAGAGCGGAACGUGAUAGGCUUAAAAAAAUGGAGCAGAUAAAGAAAAAACCUGCCUUCAAAGUAGGCGUAGUCCAUCAUAAUUACUAUUCUCCUCCGAUAAAAGAUUCUAGUGUACUACCUCCUAUUAAAUCAUCUCUACAUAAUCAAAAACAAAUUACACAACCUACAUUAGUAUCAAGAAGAAUAACUAGAGCUACUGAAAAACGUCUUCUUAGGAAACAAGAGAUAUUGACUACCGAAGUACCACCAAAACAAAAUGUUAAAGAAAAAAAACAAAAGAAAUCUGAAGGAAAAAAUAAAAGAAAAAAUAACGUUAAAACUGAACAAAAAUCUUUUGCACCUAGUAAUUAUAAGUUUACUGCUCCAAGCGGUAUAACAAGUAUGCCUUUAUUUGGUCGUGUAAAUAUAAUACUUACACCUGUAAAAGAUUCAAAAUCAAUUAACAAUAAAAUUGAAGAUAGAAUAUCUUCGUUAAACGAAAAGUCAGAAUCAUUAGAUCAAGAUUAUAAUGAAACAACUAAUAUAAAUGAUAAAAUGCCUAAUAAUAGCAUAAUAAGCGGUUCAAUAGAAACAUUAAAUAAUAAUCGUGAAAUGACAUUUAACUUUUCUGACAAAGAAGGAGAAUUUCUUAGAAAUAGUACUUUUUCCGAUGAUAGUAGUCAUUCAAAAAUGACACUGUCGCCUAGCAAUAUUUCAGCCAUCAUGACAGAAAAAGAAACACACAAAAAUUCAAGCAAUAAUAAAAUUAAAACUUCUUUUUCAAAAAAAAUUUCUAAAGGAAAAGUUAUAAACAAGUCCUUUCAAAAUAUAAAUAGCAGUCAAAGUAAAAAAACACCUUCUUCAACAAAUGAUAAUGCCAAUUUAACAGAAACUAAUUUAUUUAAGGAUCCAGCAUACUUUUCACCAUACAUAGUAUCAAAACGAGGUAAAAGUAAUGCUAGAAAGGAACAACAAUUACGUCGUGGUAUUGGCUCUCCAAAUGAUAAUAUUCCUACUAAAGAAACAGUUAUGCAAACUCUUAACUUAUCGAUUGAAGAAGAAGAACGUACUGCGCAAUAUUUUGCUUUCCUAUUAAAAAAAGAAACAGACAAACUUAAUGAACUUAUCAAUAAGUGGACAGAUAUUCAAAAAGAAUCAAAUAUUACAGAAGAUGCUCAAUAUCUAAUUAAUCAAGCUAUAGGACAAACACGUCUAUUAAUAAAUAAAAAAUUUGAAAGAUUUCAAAGACUAGUAUCUGACUGCGAGAGUGGUAAAGGAGAAAUGUUAGUUACUUGUAGAGACUUACAAGGAUUCUGGGACAUGAUGUACAUGGAAAUUCAAAAUUGUGAUUCACGAUUUGAAGCAUUAGAAAAGCUUCGUUCUAGAGGCUGGGAAGAAGAAAAAGAAGAAAUUGUUGUCAAAGUUAAACCUAAAAGAAAAGUAGUGUCAAAGAAGAAAGUUGUGCCUAAGAAGAAAAGUUCAGUCCAAGCUUUUAUCUUAGCUGCUAAGCAAAAGAUGAAAAAUAAUACAAACAAUUCAAAAAUAUUAGAAAAAGAUGCGAAUGAAUCUUUAACUUCCGUAAAUAAUAUUGAUAUAGAAAACAGAGAUGAUAUCUUGAUCAAUGGUGAUAUUAAACAUUUGAAAUCUACAGACUCUAAAGAUGAAUUAUCUGUAGUUGCUACAAACGAAAAUACUAGACAAAGUUUAUUAAAAAAAACUCUUUUAUUGGAAACAUGUAAAUCUAUACAAACUCCAAUGACCAUAAUGAAAAUAAGCCAAAUGUACAAAACGCCAAAAAUUGAAUUAGAUGAUUCCAUAUCGUAUAUUAACUCUAAACAAACACCAAGUAAAAGCAUAUUAAAACGUUCUGAUGAUUUUCCAAUAAAUAAUAUACAUUUAUCAAGAUCCACGCAGAAAGUUAACUUUAAUGACCAAGUGGUCUUGAAUGAGCUGUCUGAUAGUGAAGAAGCCCAAAAUAGUUUAGCUGCUAGAUUAGCUAGAAUAGACAAUUAUGAUUUAGAUAAUGAAUACGAAAAUGAUAACAUGGAAGUUGCAAAAAGACUUGAAUUCGAUAAUUCUUUUCAAGAUUCAAAAAAUAAUUUACAAGUUAAUACUAAGCAAUUACUUUCAUCUACACACACUGUAACUAACAAGGAAGAUGAUAUUCUUCUGAAUGAUAAGACAUGCGAACAAUUUGUCACAAAUGUUUCUUCACCUGAAAAUCAAAAAAUAUUAAAUAUGUCAUUAGAGGAAUCUGCAGAAAAUACAACUAAAAGGAGAACUCUUAGAAACAGAACCAUUGUAACGGAAAACUCUACAAAUAGAAUGUCUACAAGAAAUAGAAAAACUGAUAUUAAAGAUUUAAUUGAUGAAAAGGACGAAUUUAAUCAAAAAGAAAAUAAGAAUCCUUUAAAGUCAAGAAAACAAUCAAGAAAAAAGUCAAUUAAUGUUGAAGAAGAAGAAGUUAAUGUAAAGAAAGAAAUCUGUGUUACACCAGUAAAUGUAAAAAAAGAGCUAAGAAGAUCCUCUCGAAAAAGUGUGAAGUUUAAUGUUGAAGAUUGCGAAGCCUGUGUAGAAGGUAAAUUCAAUCUUCCACUGACACCAUAUUUUAGAUGUAGCAAAGGUAGAUUGAGCUUCUUACAAGAGAAUAAUACACCUAUAAACCCUCCUUCACCCAAUAAAGAUUUGAUUUCAUGGGAUUCUCCAAAAAUUCCUGCUAGAGUAAUAAGAAGAUCCACGAGAAAUUUCACUAAACAUGUAUUCUAAUAAUCCAUAUUGUAUAACUUUUGUACAUAUAUUCUUCUACUUAUUGACUUACACUUAACUUUUACUUAUCAACUAAUUUUACUUAAAGAUAUGUACACUUAGCUUUAACUUAUUACUUAUUAACUUCUCAUUUCCUUUGUCUAGUAUUUCUUUUGCAUAAAAAAUCAAAAUUACAUUAAAUGUUAUUAAAAAUUGUUUUUAAUUAAAAGUAUAGUUUAACAUUCAUUGUUUUUGGCAAAAUUCAUUUUUGGUGGUAAUAAAAAUAAAAUAUAUACUUUUAGCUAUUUCUAUAAUAAUAUAUAAUGUUUACAAAUAUAUCAUCAAGUAUAUUAUUACUGAAUCUAUAAAUUAAAUUAAAAA